This is a messenger RNA of Eucalyptus grandis, 807 nucleotides long. Its product is annotated as (R)-mandelonitrile beta-glucosyltransferase-like. The record is from RefSeq and is a predicted model, not a curated record. Gene Ontology annotation, molecular function: UDP-glycosyltransferase activity. The transcript has 3 exons. Lineage: Eukaryota; Viridiplantae; Streptophyta; Magnoliopsida; Myrtales; Myrtaceae. Bases 1 to 807 code for a protein of 268 amino acids.
AUGACGGCUGGCCAGCUGAUCGAGUUCGUGUGGGGACUGGCUGACAGCCAGAAGCCUUUCUUGUGGAUCAUAAGGCUGGACCUCGUGGCAAGUGAGUCGGUUGUGUUGCCACCCGAGUUCAUGGAAGAAAUUGCAGGCCGAGGGAUGCUGGCAAGCUGGUGCCGGCAGGAGGAGGUCUUGAAGCAAUGGAUGAUCGGGGGUUUCUUGACGCAUAGCAGAUGGAACUUGACACUCGAGAGCCUUUGCAGCAGCAUGCUAGUGAUAUGUUGGCAUUUCUUUGCAGAGCAACAGACUAACUGCCGGUAUAGCUGCAUGGAAUGGGGGAUCGUGAUGGAGAUCGACUAUCGCGACCUUCCCGAGGGGGCUAGCGGGCGGGGGACAGUGGAGGAGCGGUGGUGGUUGCGAGAAGUCGAGAGCAGGAGAGCCCGGCGUCGGCGGAACGACGUGCUGAUCUCGAAACAGAUCGCGGGCAGGCGGGGUGGCACCAAAGUGUUCACGGACGAGCGUCGCGGGCGUGAAACAGAAGCGGAGCCGGCCGUCAUAGCUAGGCGGAGCGAGAUCGGAGCCAACAGGAGGAAGGUAGAGGCAGAAUGGCGGAGGGAAGAAGGUGUCAACAUCGACAAUGACGUGAAGAGGGACGAAGUGGAAGGAUUGGUGAGGGAGUUGAUGGAGGGAGAGAAGGGGACGGAGAUGAGGAAGAAGGCCAUGGAGUGGAAGGCGAAGGCGGAGGAAGCAAUUAUGCCCGGUGGGACUUCAUACAAUAACGUGGACAACCUCAUCUCCGAAUUACUCUUGUCCAUUGAUUAA